Molecule: messenger RNA, 1961 nt
Organism: Aethina tumida (small hive beetle)
Lineage: Eukaryota; Metazoa; Arthropoda; Insecta; Coleoptera; Nitidulidae
Gene: l(2)37Cd
Product: general transcription factor 3C polypeptide 5
Exons: 8
Coding region: 62-1903 (613 amino acids)
Biological process (GO): transcription initiation at RNA polymerase III promoter
Cellular component (GO): transcription factor TFIIIC complex
Source: RefSeq, a predicted model, not a curated record
GUCACAUCUAGUUUUCCUUGAAUGUAAAUAAACGGUAUUAACUUUUAUUAAAUUUAAUAAAAUGGCUGAAAAGACUGAACCAAAAAAAAAGUCUAGUACAAAAGGUAAAAGUGACAAAAAUGUGCCUAAAGAAGCGGAGGAGAGCGUUUUAAGUGCUCAUUCUUUAAUUGAAAUAAAAAAAAAGUUUGUUCGAGUGGAAUAUCCUGGAGUGGUGAAAAAUGUUAACAAAGCCAUUGAAACAUUAGGAGGAAUAAAAUCUCUUGAACUGGCAGUUGCGGAUACACGUCAUAAAUUAAAUUUGCAUUUUCACCCCCAAAACAAAUUUAACAAAGGUGUUUUAGCUGAUCGAGACACAAAUCCUUACUUAUUAUUAAAAGUGACACAGACGAAUGGAGGUGGUGAAAAAAAGUAUGAUUAUGAAAUUGUGGGAAUAACUGUUUUAAAUUUCGUUUUUAACAGGAUCAUUGACUACCAAUAUUUACCUUUAAUUGGGCCACCUAAUGAGUCAAAAGAAUCUAAAGUGGAUUAUUUCUAUGAUAUAAUUUUUCCUAAAGAAAUACCAACACGGGAGUGGUAUUUACAAAAAGAAAAUAAGGAACAAAGAGGUUUCUUCCUACCUUCAGUGUUUAGCAGAUUUGAGUGUUCAAAUCAAACCAAACUAUACUUAAAAACAGAAGAAAAAUAUGAACACCACCUAAGACCAGAAGUUGCUGAAACAGUUUUGAAUAUGACAAAGAAACAAAAGAGGCCACAUCAGUCCCUCAAACAAAUAUCUAUUUUUAUUAAUUUUCAAAAACUUAAUGUUGAAAUUCCCUUUAAACCUUUAGAUUAUACAAUGCAGUUAGUGAAUGACAAACAAUUAACAGGGGUAUAUGAAAAUGUCAAAGCUUUGUUUGAAAAGAGGCCAAUUUGGUCUAAAGUAGCAGUGUUACAUAAAACAGGAUUAAGUCAAGAACAUGCAAAAAUUGUUUUGCCUGCUGUUGCUUAUUUUUGUAACACAGGGCCUUGGAGAAUGGCUUGGAUUAAGUUUGGAUAUAAUCCUCAAAAAGACAGUAAUUCCCGUAUUUAUCAAACUUUAGACUAUAGAAUUAGGACUGCUGAGGGUACAAAGUUAAAAGUAAAUGCCAAAAGGAAUUAUGCAAGCAAGACACUUUAUUAUUACUAUACUCAGGGUAAUGUUCAGAAGAUAACAUUAGAUGACAAAAUCGCUUUGAAAAAGAGUUCCAUUCAGGAGAGUAGUUAUAUUCUCACUCCUACUACCAUUCCCCCAGCAAGACAACUGUUUUAUCAGUAUUGUGAUAUUUACAUUCCUGAAAUAAAAGAAAUGCUGUCAAGACUACCUAAACCUCAUAGUGAGGCAGAUUAUGAUCCAAAGAAUGGCUGGUUUCCUCAAAAUUUUACAGAACAAUGUAGAGAGAUAGUCAACAGCUAUGUCUUGAAUCAGGUACAGGAACAGUUGUUGGAAGAUAGUAAAAAACAACGGGAACAAUCAGCUCGCAAAGAAGAAAGUACUCGUAAACCGUCAACUCCAACAUAUUGCAGUGAGAUGUUGAGUAAUAUUAAGAAAGGUUUAUACAAAAGUGUGCAAAUUGGAGAUAUUACACAAUCUGGUGGUAGCCAAUCAGAACAAAGUAACUUGGAUGAUGAACCUGUUAUAGAAACCAUAGACUUAUUAAACACAGAUGAGGUUGGAGUCGAGGAUGUCAACGCAUCAGAUCUAAUACAAAGUACAAUUCCAGAAAGACUGGAAGACACUUCAGAUGAAGAAAAUCUGAGUGAAUCUUCAGAAUAUGAAAUAGAUAUGGAAGCUGUUGAAGAAGUAAAUAAAAUGAUAACUGGGAUGCAAGUUGAUGAGUCUGAAGAAGUUAAAGCUGUUACUUCUUAUUUUAAAAAGCUUUAUUAAAAGUUUUUAAAAAACUUUUGUGAAAUCUUUAUUUACAUAACUAAAUUAUAAACAAUUA